AUUGAUGGUACUCGAGGGCGAAAAUGCCAGGCUAUGCAUGGGCGGGCAUGUGAGGAAAGGAAAACAGGCCUGCACAUGUGGACAGGACCCGACCGUGGCAAUUCGGUUGUAGGUGGUGAUGUUUCUUCGUCUUCUUCAUCGCUGUCUUCAGCUAAUUCGUUUUACAAGGUGUGGAUUUUGGGCUGGAUGAGGGGAUUUUAUUUUGGUGAUUUAAGUGAUUGAGGUGAAAAUGAUUUGAUUAAGCUGUGGUCAAUAGGAAGUGGAUCGACUUUUUGUUCUAAGGAAUCUUGUCUUGCAUUGGCGGAGAGGAUGGAAUGGCUGGAUGGAAUGGUUUUAUAUGAGUUUAAGAGUUUGAUUCUGGAGAAUAGUGAGUGAUGACUGGAUUCAUAUAGGAUUUGAAGAAAUUAUGGUUUUUGGGUAUUCUGGGUUCCUAGAUGGAGUUCUGAUUUUUCUUGUGAACUUUGGGCCUCUGUUCUAUAAAUGAGACUGGAAAAUGAAUAGGUGAUCGCUGUGGGUGUGAAAUUGCUAUUCAUUCCUUGGAACACUGAGUAUAGGACGGACGCAAGAUCAGCAUUGGAGAUUGUGCUCUUUUCAAACCCCCCCGGGAUUCCCCACCUUUCAUUGGAAUAAUUCGGUGGCUGACUACUGGUAAAGAGAACAACAAGUUGUGUGUUAAUUGGCUCUAUCGACCUGCUGAAGUAAAGCUUGGCAAAGGCAUCCUAUUGGAAGCUGCGCCAAACGAAGUAUUCUAUUCCUUUCAUAAGGAUGAGAUUCCUGCUGCAUCUUUGCUCCAUCCGUGUAAAGUUGCAUUCCUUGCAAAAGGUGUUGAACUUCCAUCAGGAAUUUGCUCUUUUGUGUGCCGGCGAGUUUACGACAUUACAAACAAGUGUUUAUGGUGGCUAACUGACCAAGAUUAUAUUAAUGAACGGCAAGAAGAAGUAGAUCAGCUAUUAUAUAAGACAAGCAUAGAAAUGCAUGCAACUGUGCAACCAGGGGGACGUUCUCCAAAGCCAGUGAAUGGUCCCACAUCAACAUCACAGCUAAAACCUGGGUCAGAUAAUGUACACAAUGGUGCCUCAUCCUUUCCUUCUCAAGUUAAGGGAAAGAAAAGGGAGCGAGGAGAUCAAGGCUCUGAGCCUGUUAAACGAGAGCGUUAUUCAAAAAUUGAUGAUGGGGGUUCUGGACACUCUAGGCCUGAAAGCGUUUGGAAGUCUGAGAUUGCUAAAUUUACAGAAAAGGGAGGGCUUGUAGAUUCUGAAGGUGUUGAAAAAUUAGUGCAGCUCAUGCUGCCUGAGAAAAAUGAAAAGAAGAUAGACUUGGCUGGUCGGUCUGUACUGGCCGGUGUGGUCGCGGGCACAGAUAAGUUUGAUUGCCUUAAUAGAUUUGUGCAGCUUAGGGGCUUGCCUGUAUUUGACGAAUGGCUGCAGGAGGUGCAUAAAGGGAAGAUUGGGGAUGGCAGUGGUUCCAAGGAUAGUGAAAAAUCUAUAGAGGAAUUUCUUUUAGUUUUACUCCGUGCACUUGAUAAACUCCCUGUAAAUCUUCACGCCUUACAAAUGUGUAACAUUGGCAAGUCAGUGAACCAUCUGCGCACACAUAAGAACUUGGAAAUUCAGAAGAAAGCUAGAAGUCUGGUCGACACAUGGAAGAAGCGUGUUGAGGCUGAAAUGGAUGCAAAGUCUGGUUCUAACCAGGCUGUUUCCUGGGCAGCAAGACCACGACUUCCAGAAGUUUCACAUGGUGGGAACAGAAAUUCAGGUGCUGCCUCUGAUGUUGCAAUGAAGAGUUCAGUUGCACAACUUUCGGCUUCAAAAAAUGCUCCAGUCAAGCUUGUCCAGGGUGAUACUACAACCAAGUCUGCAUCUCCAUCUCCAUCUCCAGGUUCCAUGAAAUCAGCACCAUCUUCUGCAUCAGUGGGUAAUAACUUAAAAGAGGGACUGCCCAGAAAUACUGGUCUUAAUAGUGGCUCUGAUCCUCCUCUAACAACAGCAGGAGAUGAAAAAAGCAGCAGUUCUAGUCAGUCUCACAACAAUAGCCAAUCUUGUUCUAGUGAUCAUACUAAAACUGGCGGUUAUUCUGGGAAGGAAGAUGCAAGGAGCUCUACUGCCAUUUCAAUGAAUGCAAAUAAGAUCAUUGGCGGUUCUUCUCGGCACCGUAAAUCAAUGAAUGGAUUCUCUGGGCCAACUUCAUCUGGGGUUCAAAAGGAAACUGGGUCAAGCAGGAAUUCUUCCUUGCACAGAAAUCCAGGUUCAGAAAAAUUAACGCAGUCCUCCUUGACAUGUGAGAAGGUGGUUGAUGUUCCUUUGGUAGAUGGGAACAAUCACAAAUUGAUAGUCAAACUGUCCAAUAGAGGUCGUAGUCCUGCAAGAAGUGCUAGUGGGGGAUCAUUUGAAGACCCUUCUGUAAUGAAUAGCAGGGCAUCUUCUCCUGUGCUGUCAGAGAAGCACGACCAGUUUGAUCGUAACUUGAAGGACAAAAAUGAUGCUUAUAGAUCUAAUGUCAUUUCUGAUGUCAUCACUGAGUCAUGGCAAAGCAAUGAUUUCAAGGAGGUGUUGGCCAGGUCUGAUGAGGGAGGUGGGUCUCCUGCCACCGUUGCUGAUGAAGAUAACUGUAGAAGUGGUGAUGAUGCUAAGAAAUUAGCAGAGGGCUCAAAAGCUGCUUCCUCAUCAUCUGGAAAUGAACGUAAACUGGGUAAAUUUAAUGAUGCAUCUUUCAGUUCCAUGAAUGCUUUGAUUGAAAGUGUCAAAUACUCUGAAGCAAAUGUGUCGAUAUGUGCCGGUGACGAUGUUGGAAUGAACCUACUUGCUAGUGUGGCUGCUAGUGAAAUGUCCAAAUCAGAUAUGGCUUCGCCGUCUCCUUCUCCGCAAAGAAACACCACUGUUGCUGAGCACUCUUGCACAAGUAAUGAUUCAAGAUCAAAAUCAUCUCUGAGUGAUAGGCCUGCUCCUGAACAAGGUCAGCCUGUUGAUAGUGAACAUGAGAAGCAGAGUACUAUUACAAGUAAUUCACUGGCUAAGAACACAGAAGUUAAACCCACUUCAUUGUCACAUGAAAAACAAACAGGGGAGGUCACUGGACAUUUGAAGUGUUCUAGCAUGGAUAUGCAGCAUGUUGCAGAAAUAUCCCUAGGAGCCAAUGUAAAAUCAGAAGAAACAUUAAUAGGCACUUCACCAGUCGUGCCCUCUGCUAGCAUGUUAGAGAAGAAUACAAGUGGUGGACAUAUAGAAACGUGGGAAGAAAAGUCACAUGGUAAGUCAAAUGGAGCUGGUCACCCUGAUGCUAAACAAGAGGUAUGCAACUCCUUCGAAACUGAGGUUAAGGCCAAUGUUCCUGGGGUGGUUGGGAAUGAAGGUGUUGCAGGAUCAUGUUCUUACCCGGCUAUGGAGAUUGACAGCAAGAACAAGAAAAAUAAUAAUAGUGAAUUGAAUGUUGCCAUGCAGACAGAGCAGAAACCACCUACUAUGAUGCUUCCCGAGUGUCUAAAGGCAAAUAGAGAAGUGCUGCAUCAUUCUGACUCUGUCAAGGAAGUUAUUUCUGAAAGUGUUGAUGAGUUGAAGGCUAAAAAGGCUGAUGAAACAGACACCAGCAGUCAGACCCCAGGAAAACCAAAAACUGAAGAGGAAAAUAAUAUUGCUUCAUCUGCUGAUCACAAGGGAGGUUCUGUGGAGAGUUUGGAAAAUAAUCAGGGUAAUCAACACAGCAGCAGCCCGAUGCCUUCUGGAAAGGUGUUGCCUGCAGUUGUCCAAGAACCUGAAAAACAGACAAGGCCUGGGGGAUCAAACUUAAAUAGCAUUGAAGCUGAUGAAGCUGAAGAGUGUACAUCUGCAGUUGUGGAUGCUGCUCCUUCAUUUUCUGCAGUGCAGUCGGACAUAGAAGCAAAAGUAGAAUUUGAUUUGAAUGAAGGUUUUGAUGCUGAUGAUGGAAAAUUUGGAGAAUCAAGUAACAUCACAGCCCCUGAAUCUUCUACUGCUGUUCAAUUAAUUAGCCUCUUGCCUUUACCUGUUUCUUCUACUUCCAGUGGUCUUCCUGCUUCAAUUACAGUAGCUUCAGCUGCAAAAAGGCCAUUUGUUCCCCCAGAGGAUUUACUGAGGAAUAGGGGAGAACUUGGUUGGAAGGGAUCUGCAGCCACAAGUGCAUUUCGGCCAGCUGAACCUAGAAAAGCAUUGGAGGCACUAGUAAGUUCAAUGAGUAACUCUCUUCCUGAUGCACCUGCCACCAAGCCUAGUCGUCCUCCAUUAGAUAUUGACCUGAAUGUUCCUGAUGAAAGAAUACUUGAGGAUAUUGUUUCACGAAGUAGUGCUCAGGGUACAAGUUCUAUGUCUGACUUCACAAAUAAGCGAGAUCUUUUGCAUGAUAAAACAGUGGGUUCUGCACCUGUACGGAAUUUUGGGGGACUUGAUCUUGAUUUGAAUAGAGUGGAUGAGCCCACUGAUAUGUUUAAUCACUUGACGAGCAAUGGUCAUAAGCUGGAUGUGCAGCUUCAGCCGAUCAAAUCAUUAUCAGGUGGUAUUCUUAACGGUGAGGUGAGUGUCCGCAGGGACUUUGAUUUGAAUGAUGGACCUCUUGUUGAUGAGAUGAGUGCAGAACCAUCACCAUUUGGUCAGCACACCAGGAGCAAUGUACCAUCACAUCCAUCUGUUUCUGGUCUUCGGAUUAACAAUCCAGAAAUAGGGAACUUUUCUUCAUGGUUUCCGCACAGCAAUCCAUAUCCGGCUGUCACGAUCCAAUCUAUCUUGCCUGAUAGAGGAGAGCAGCCUUUUCCAGUAGUAACACCUGGUGGACCGCAGAGAAUGUUGGCUCCCCCAACUGGCAGCACACCAUUUAGUCCUGAUGUCUACAGGGGUUCGGUCUUGUCAUCUUCUCCAGCUGUGCCCUUUCCAUCCACACCUUUUCAGUAUCCGGUCUUUCCUUUUGGAACCAACUUUCCUCUGCCAUCAGCCACAUUUUCAGGUGGUUCAACAACCUAUGUGGAUUCAUCAUCUGGUGGGAGGCUAUGCUUUCCUGCAAUGCACUCUCAAGUGUUAGCACCUGCUGGUGCUGUCCCAUCCCAUUAUCCAAGGCCUUUUGUAGUUAGCCUUCCAGAUAGUAACAAUAAUGGAAGUGUUGAGAGCAGCAGGAAAUGGGGAAGGCAGGGGCUAGACCUCAAUUCGGGGCCUCUAGGUCCAGACAUAGACGUGAGAGAUGAGACGUCUACUCUUGCAUCAAGGCAAUUGUCUGUUGCCAGUUCACAGGCUCUUGCAGAGGAGCAAUCAAGGAUGUAUCAAGUUGCAGCAGGCGGUUUGUUGAAGAGGAAGGAGCCAGAUGGAGGAUGGGAAGGUUAUAAGCAAUCAUCAUGGCAAUAAAGAUGCUUGAUUCAGAGUCCAGUGAUCCCUGAAGCCUAUCUGAUGGUGUUGGCAACUCUCAGGGAUCUUCAUCUAACCUGUACUCUUCAAGGAUGGGUGGUAAGUGAAUUAUUUGAUGUUGUUCAGUCUCCGACCCCCACCCUUUCUCAUUGCCAGUUGUGUGUUAAAGGAAUCUGUUCAGGAUCUUCGAGCUGGUAUUUCCUUGAAUUUGUACUGGGUGACUGCAGUUCACUUUUCCCUUUGUAGAUAUUUAACUGUUGGAAAGCAUGCAGUCUGUGUUACCCAGACAUUGAAAUUUGGUCCCCAUACUGUUGUUCAGUGCAUCAGCAAUAUAUACUUUUGGACCCAAAACCAUCCUUCCUUUUCCAGCCAUUGCUAUAAUGGUGGUUGGGUUAGUGAACUGCUUUAAACAGAAGCCCUUUUGUAUGUGCUUUGUUGUUAAUUUAUCUCUGUUCUUUUCCUCUUUACUUUAGUCACAUAUAUAAGCAGAGUGAUCAGCGAAUUUUGGUACUUGAGCUUUUCUUGUUCUGGAAUAUGCUUUAGUUGCUAUGGUUGAUGUUGUAUUCUAAUUUUUAAUUUAUUUUAUUGAUUAACCCUCCAUGUAGAUUAUCUGCUGAACAGUGAAGUUGUAGCCUACUUCACUAUUGAUAUUCACAUAAAGGCAUUCAAAUGUUUAAGAUUUGUAUUGUGGUAUCCCUCCCUUCAUCCCCACUUCUUUUAUUACUCUACUCGAAGCCUGUGGUUUACCAGGUGUGAUUGUAUGCAGUGGCUGAUCCAGGCAUUUUUUCUUUCUGCGGUCAAUAACAAACCUCUUAAUUUUUUUUCA
Messenger RNA from Jatropha curcas, 6165 nucleotides. NCBI's taxonomy places the organism in Eukaryota, Viridiplantae, Streptophyta, Magnoliopsida, Malpighiales, Euphorbiaceae. The record is from RefSeq and is a predicted model, not a curated record.